This is a messenger RNA of Aspergillus glaucus CBS 516.65, 471 nucleotides long. RefSeq lists its product as uncharacterized. NCBI's taxonomy places the organism in Eukaryota, Fungi, Ascomycota, Eurotiomycetes, Eurotiales, Aspergillaceae. The record is from RefSeq and is a predicted model, not a curated record. Bases 1 to 471 code for a protein of 156 amino acids. The transcript has 2 exons.
AUGAAGAUUUCCGCUGCCAUUGCCACCGCUGCCCUCGCCGCCGGCGCUACGGCUUUUGACAAGUACCUGCCCUGGGGCAAGCGCGACUACUCUUGCGUCAACGUCUACCAAGGCGUCCCCGACAACUCCACCGUCGCCCCCGGCACCACCAUCGACAUCCGUUUCAACCGUGCCCCUACCACUAACUGCGAGGACCCCCUGGCCCAGUACCCGGGUGACUACUACAGCGUCUGGCUGUACAACAACCCCGUUCGCAACCUGGACACGAUCAACUACGAUCAUCAGGUUAAGCUCACAGAUGGCUUCUCUGAGAAGGAUGGCAAGGUGUCCAUUACCAUCCCCGAGGAUCUGCCCACUGUGGACGACGAGAGUGUGUGGUAUCUGCGUCUGAGCGGUUCGUUGUCGACGGCUCCUCAGAUGCCUACGAUUUACAAUGCGGCGGGUCCGUUUACUAUCCAGAAGCAGGAGUAA